This is a messenger RNA of Scleropages formosus (Asian bonytongue), 5012 nucleotides long. RefSeq names its product 2-oxoglutarate dehydrogenase, mitochondrial. The record is from RefSeq and is a predicted model, not a curated record. Gene Ontology annotation, biological process: tricarboxylic acid cycle. Gene Ontology annotation, molecular function: thiamine pyrophosphate binding; oxoglutarate dehydrogenase (succinyl-transferring) activity. The coding region runs from base 345 to 3509 and encodes 1054 amino acids. NCBI's taxonomy places the organism in Eukaryota, Metazoa, Chordata, Actinopteri, Osteoglossiformes, Osteoglossidae. Gene Ontology annotation, cellular component: oxoglutarate dehydrogenase complex; mitochondrion. The transcript has 25 exons.
CGCAGGCUGCCCAGCGCUGUAGUUUCUGCUCACGCUGUCUGAGCUCGGGAGGGUCCUAGCCGUAGGUACGCUAGCUGUGUGGAAUUCUGCACAUCGUACUGCGAAUUGUUAUUAUUUGUAAAGAAAUUGCGCGGUCUCACCCACCGACCGGACUACUGGGAAUAGAAAGAAAGUAAGUGUUUCAAAUUCAGGUAGAGAAAGGAGAAGGACGGGAAUCGGAAGAGGUCAGAGGAAGGGAGUUUCCGCUGGUACUUGGAAGCUCUUGACUGCGACGUCAAGGAGUUUGCUUUGCGGACAACUGCAGACUUGGAGAGGUGGGGAGAGCUGUGUGCUAAAAGACUGCGAUGCACCGCUUAAGGACUUGUGCUGCACGCUUGCGGCCCCUGACGGCCUCACAGACUGCCCAGAGCCUCCCACAGCAGAGGCCUGCAGCCGCACCCAGGACGUUUCGGCCCCUCAGGUGCUACACGGCACCUGUGGCCGCAGAGCCUUUUCUCAAUGGGACUAGCUCCAAUUAUGUGGAGGAAAUGUACUAUGCCUGGCUGGAGAACCCUAAGAGCGUACACAAGUCUUGGGACAUCUUUUUCCGUAAUGCCAAUGCAGGAGCCCCCCCAGGCACGGCCUACCAGAGCCCCCCUCCGCUGGGUGUGAGCCUCCCAGUGCUGGCACAAGCACAUGCACUGGUGGGCGCGCAGCCCAAUGUGGAGAAGCUGGUGGAGGACCACCUAGCCGUGCAGUCCCUCAUCCGCGCCUAUCAGAUUCGCGGGCACCAUGUUGCUCAGCUGGACCCUCUGGGAAUCAUGGACGCCGAUCUGGACUCUUGUGUUCCCACUGACAUUAUCACGUCUACGGACAAACUUGACCUCAGUGUUUUCAAGGAGCGUCUCAGUACUCUAACCGUCGGAGAGUCAGAGUGCAAAUCUUAUUUUAAAACUUGUUCAGAAUGCUGGGGAAGUGGGUUCUAUGGACUGGACGAGUCUGACCUGGACAAGGUGUUCCGCCUACCCACCACUACCUUCAUCGGGGGCAACGAGAGUGCCCUGCCCCUGCGAGAGAUCAUCAGACGACUUGAGAUGGCUUACUGCCAGCACAUAGGAGUGGAGUUUAUGUUCAUCAAUGACCUGGACCAGUGCCAGUGGAUCCGUCAGAAGUUUGAGAAGCCUGGAGUGAUGCAGUUCACCCUGGAGGAGAAGAGAACGCUGCUGGCCCGCAUGAUCCGCUCCACCAGGUUCGAGGAAUUCCUGCAGAGGAAGUGGUCCUCAGAGAAGCGCUUUGGCCUGGAGGGCUGUGAGUCACUCAUCCCUGCCCUCAAGACCAUCAUUGACAAGUCAAGUGAGAACGGUGUGGAGUAUGUCAUCAUGGGCAUGCCACACAGGGGUCGCCUAAAUGUCCUGGCCAAUGUGAUUCGCAAGGAGCUGGAGCAAAUCUUCUGCCAGUUUGACUCCAAGCUGGAGGCGGCCGAUGAGGGUUCUGGAGAUGUGAAAUACCACCUGGGCAUGUACCACCGGCGGAUCAACCGUGUGACUGAUCGCAACAUCACCCUGUCUCUGGUUGCCAACCCUUCCCACCUGGAAGCUGUGGACCCUGUGGUGCAGGGCAAGACCAAGGCUGAGCAGUUCUACUGCGGGGACACCCAGGGCAACAGGGUGAUGUCUAUUCUGCUCCAUGGUGAUGCCGCCUUCGCCGGCCAGGGCAUAGUGUACGAGACCUUUCACCUGAGCGACCUGCCGUCCUACACUACCCAUGGCACCGUGCAUGUGGUUGUGAAUAACCAGAUCGGCUUCACCACGGACCCCCGAAUGGCACGCUCUUCACCCUACCCCACUGAUGUGGCACGGGUGGUUAACGCACCUAUCUUCCAUGUCAACGCGGACGACCCUGAGGCUGUGGUGUACGUGUGCAACGUGGCAGCUGAGUGGCGCGCCACUUUCCACAAAGACGUUGUGGUGGAUCUGGUCUGUUACCGGAGGAAUGGCCACAACGAGAUGGACGAGCCCAUGUUCACGCAGCCGCUGAUGUACAAGCAGAUCAGAAAGCAGAAGGCAGUGCUGCAGAAGUAUGCCGAGAAACUCAUUGCAGAGGGAGUUGUCACCCGGCAGGAGUUUGAGGAGGAGAUAGCUAAGUAUGACAAGAUAUGUGAGGAGGCAUAUGCACGCUCCAAGGAUGAGAAGAUCCUCCACAUUAAGCACUGGCUGGACUCACCCUGGCCUGGUUUCUUCACCCUGGAUGGCCAGCCAAAGAGCAUGAGUUGCCCAUCCACUGGCCUAAAUGAAGAGGAGCUUAACCAAAUUGGCCAGGUGGCUUCCUCCGUGCCUGUGGAGGACUUCACCAUCCAUGGAGGGCUCAGCCGUAUCCUGAAGGCCCGGGGGGAGAUGAUAAAGAACCGCAUAGUGGACUGGGCACUGGGAGAGUACAUGGCUUUUGGCUCACUGCUCAAGGAGGGCAUCCACCUGCGGCUGAGUGGGCAAGAUGUUGAGAGAGGAACUUUCAGCCACCGUCACCACGUGCUUCAUGAUCAGAAUGUGGACAAGAGGACUUGCAUCCCCAUGAACCACCUCUCCCCCAAUCAGGCACCCUACACUGUGUGUAAUAGCUCAUUGUCUGAGUAUGGUGUGCUGGGGUUUGAGUUGGGCUUUGCCAUGGCUAGCCCUAACUCCCUGGUGCUCUGGGAGGCCCAGUUUGGUGACUUCCACAACACGGCCCAGUGCAUCAUCGACCAGUUCAUCUGCCCCGGCCAAGCCAAAUGGGUGCGGCAGAAUGGCAUUGUGCUGCUGCUGCCCCACGGCAUGGAGGGCAUGGGUCCAGAGCACUCCUCUGCGCGACCUGAGAGGUUUCUCCAGAUGUGCAACGAUGACCCAGACGUCUUCCCGAAAAUCACGGAGGACUUUGCCGUGCGUCAGCUGUACGACUGCAACUGGAUUGUGGUCAACUGCUCUACUCCAGCCAACUACUUCCAUGUGCUGAGGAGGCAGAUACUGUUACCCUUCAGGAAGCCGCUCAUCAUUUUCACCCCCAAGUCCCUUUUGCGUCACCCAGAGGCCAAGUCCAGUUUUGAUGACAUGUUGCCAGACACUCACUUCCAGCGCCUGAUCCCAGAGAGUGGUACAGCAUCCCAGAAUCCUGGUGAGGUGAAGCGGGUAAUCUUCUGCACAGGGAAGGUGUACUAUGAUCUGACCCGGGAACGCAAAGCCCGCGGGAUGGAGGACACGGUGGCUAUUACUCGCGUCGAGCAGCUGUCUCCGUUCCCCUUUGACCUGGUGAAGGCGGAGACUGAGAAGUUCUCAGAGGCAGACCUGGUGUGGUGCCAGGAGGAGCACAAGAACCAGGGCUACUACGACUACGUGAAGCCCCGAAUGCGUACCACUAUUGGCCGCGCUCGUCCUGUCUGGUAUGCUGGCCGUGAUCCCGCAGCAGCUCCUGCCACGGGGAACAAGGCAGCCCACCUUCAGGAACUGGCCCGUUUCCUGGACACGGCCUUCAACCUCGAAGCCUUCAAGGGCCAGGUCUAGCCCACGGGUCCCGCCUGUGCUCUCCCAGGGUGUAGAGAUGCCUUGGCUCCGACGCCCCCCCCAUCCGUCCCAUGCGCACACACCAACAUCCCUGCUCCCCAGCCUUACUUGUCCCUGUGGGUCCUUCAGCAGCACUCAGCGACAGCCAUGCUAUUCCCAAGGACACUAAGCUCCUCAUUCUCUCAACGGAAACCACUUUUUUUUCCACUCUUAUCUCCUCAUCGUCUUUGUGACCCCUUGUCAGCAGUUCCGCUGCUCCUCACCUCUCCACUCCAGCCAGCUGCAGCAGUCCUUGAUGAGCUAAUCGAUAGAUAGGAAGUGUAAUGCAGUACAGGAAACAGCUGUCUGGCUGUAUCUGCAUGUUUUUCACAACUAUCUGGGUUGCACCUCAGUGCAACUUUGUCUCUCAUUGAGUCCUUCUGUCGGGUUCCCACUGUGUGACCCAGACAGCGAAGCCUACCUUCGACUCUUAUACAAGCUGUAUUUUCUGCACGAUUUGUUCUCCCCGUGUUUGCGACUAAAGAGCCUUGCAGCAGAUGUCGGCAACACAAUUUCGCUGUGGUUCCCUGAAAAGCAGUUGUAAAACUGGGUGGUGUAGAAUUGGGACUACUCAGUGCGGAGGAAGCUCAGCAAAGGCUGCUGUCAGUCUGACCCUGGCCCAAAGCCGUGACCUCUGACCUCUUCCCUCUCAUCUGCCUCAGCACUAUAGGGCUUGCCCUCUUGUGAAUGCUACUGAUUAUUUGCCACUUUCAUCGGUAAUAUAUAUAUUUUUUGUUUUUUGCUUUGCAGUUGUAUGGCUCACUUAGAGGAGGGAUGAACUGUACUGCAUUGUUGCAUUUCCAGGUAGAAUGGGGUACUGCUGAGAAGUCAGCUGGUGCAUUUGAAUUUUUCUUUAAAAUGCAAUAACUUGUAUUAUUUCUUGUUUUUCCUCACUACUGCUACCAAGAAGUGUUGACAUAUAAAAGUUGGAGGGAAAACCUAAAACAACUGUGUAAGAUUUUACUUUUUGUAUUUAUAUAUAAUAUAUCUGCUAGAGGUGAUGGUUGUAUAUUACUGGGAAUACAGCUGUGCCAGACCGCUGUCUGCCUCCAGCACAAGGAGCCUCGUGCGCCCCGUUGUUCGGCUUCAGGGCCGUCGCUGCCCCUCACUCUCGGUGGCAAUGAUGUCAGUAACACACAGCGUGUCCCCAGCCGAAGUCCCGGCCUCCUCCGCAGCACCGAGGACAGUAGGACAGCUUCAGGUCUUGGUUCUCCCACCUUUCUGCACCCUUCUCCUUUCCCCUACUGUGCCAAAAGGUUCUACUUCACUGAAAACUAGGAUUCUUUGUGGAAGUAGAGAAUAAAAAAAACUCAACUUUGCCAAGGAAUAGAAACCUUUCCACGGCAAAGCUACUUUUUUCAGUCUCUCCGCAGGGUGAAGUGUCCAUCUUAUUUAUUUUCCACAUAGACCAUUAUAAAUUCUUUCAUUGUACUUUGCUUCAUUCAAUAAAGACAUCGUCUUCUA